CUCAUUCUUUCUUACAGGCUGCAACUUAUAGCCUCGCUCAGCACCACUCUCAUUUUUCGUUUCCGUUUUUCGUUCCUUUCCACUCCAUUCUUCCUUACAUGUAUUUUGUUCCUGUUUUGUUUUCACCAGCAGUGUUUGACAAUGGGUAUUCACUUAAGCUCCUCUUGGAGAACCCCUAGAGGCUGGAGGUUGAUCAGCGUCACACUCGUCGUCCUGACCCUGCUACUUGUUAUACCCCUCCAUCGACUCAGCGACGAUUCCCCGGGCGUUUAUGGCCAUCUGACAAAAUAUCUCAGCCAUGAGGGUGCCGCCUACGACGUUGAAGAAGGCUUCGUUGCCAACCUCAACGAAACCACCAACGACCAAAUAUUAAAUGACGAAGAAACCGUAGAGCCCGCAGAACCCGCCCGAGAGAUCUCUUACGAUACAGAUUCACCCCAAUAUACUGGCGAGGAGGAGAAGGAACCCUCCAAGAACCUCGAGACGCCGGUUGUAGCCCAGCAGCCAGAAGGCGACAAGAAGCCGAAUGAUGACGACGACGGAUCAGUGCUUGAAGUCGAUCGCAGCAUCGAGAUCGAACCUACCCUCAGCAACCAAAUCCACAGCACAAAAAUCUAUAGCGAGGCAUCUGAGGAGACAAGCAAACCCGAGGCCAUCGAGAUCAAGCCGCAGGGUGAUAAAAUCGGCGAGAACAAGGCAGACAACGACAAGCCCCAGCAAGUCGAGAACAAAAUCCAUGAUAACGAUGAUAAGCGACCCAGUGGAAUUAAGGUUCCUGACCUGACGCAGAAACAUAAGUACCUCGAAAACGAAGACGGCAAGGGCGCAACAGCAACCAAAGCUUCUGAAGUAAGCUCUACAACCAGCAUCGCAGGAGCGUUUACUCCUUCACAAACGGCAGAAUUGGACGUUCCCUCAGGUCCUCUGUCCAAUUGGACUGGCGUCUGUGAAGGGUUCCCUAAUACGGACGGCAUUAUGCUUGUCAUGAAAACGGGUGCCACGGAGGCGUUCACCAAGCUCCCGGCCCAUCUCUUGACGAGUCUGCAAUGUCUGGACGACUAUCUCCUAUUUUCUGACUUGGACCAGCAAAUUGACAAGUACCAAAUCUACGAUGUUCUCAAGGAUGUCAAGGACGAUGUCAGGCGAGGCCGAAAAGAGUUUGACCUUUACAAGGCACAGGUUGAUUGCCCAAUCCCUCAGCAAUAUUGCACCGCCGGCCUGACUGGUAAGGAUGGCUGGAAUCUUGAUAAGUACAAAUUCCUCCAUAUGGUUGAGAAAGCCUGGGAGAUGCGCCCCAAUAAAGAGUGGUACGUGUUCGCCGAGGCCGACACCUACGUCUUCUGGCCGAACUUGGUGUGGUACCUUCGCAACAGGGUCAAUGGCACAGAGACUCCGUAUGUCGGAAGUGUCGCGAUGCUCAAAGGCAAGCCUUUUGCCCAUGGAGGCAGUGGCUAUGUUAUCCACGGUGACACCAUGAGGAAGAUGGCCCAAAUCCCUGACCUGGCACACAAGUACGACAUGAUGGCCACGCAUGAAUGUUGUGGUGAUUACCUCAUGUCCCUGGCUGUCCAGGAGACAGGCAAGAAAGUCAAACAGGCGCACCCGAUGUUCAACGGCGAGAAACCUGUUACUUUGCCCUUUGGUAACAACCACUGGUGCGAGCCCCUCCUGACAAUGCACCACAUGGACCCUGAAGAGGUCAGCGACGCUUGGCACUUUGAGAAGACGCGACACAAAAAGGGUCCUGUCCAAAUUCGGGAAAUGUACCAUCAGUUCUGGGCCCCCAGGCUGGAAUCGGAGCACGAUGAAUGGGACAACUUAUCCGAUGAUGUCUGUUACAUCGGCUUCGGCUCUGAAGCCCAAGCCAAGGCCUCGGAUCAUCAAAGGAACCGACAAAGAAAGGAGGGCGAUAAAAACGCUGUGGAGCAGCAGGCGCACCGUUCCAAAGAGCACUGUGCCAAGGUUUGCGAAAGCGAUGGCCUCGGCAUCUCUGAAAAUGACUACUAUGGCCUCAAGGACGACAAUGAGCGCAACAAAAUGAUCAAGAACCGUUACAACCAGAAGAGAGGCGACAAGAACUGGAAUGCUAGCCGCCGUUGCUUCCAGUGGCGCUAUCACAACAACAUUUGCUGCGUUGCUAAAAGCUUCAAGAGAGGAAAGCCUCGCAAGGAACCAAAGCCAGAGGAGAGAUGGACGAGCGGCUGGUUUGUCCAGGGCAUCAAUGACUGGAUUGAUGCCAAGGGGGACUGCACACCCAAUUGGAAGGACCCCAGGUAAAACACCUAAGCACUAAGACGUACACUUUCGUUUGUAUUUCUCUUUUUUACUGCCAAAAAAAUUGGCAGAGUAUGGACAUGAGAGGCGGGUUGGCAUUAUUGCCUUCUGGAACGGCGUUUACGGAUUCGGGUAAUUUCUACUAUGAUGAAGGGACACAUACACUUCUUGGACGCAGAUGGGUUUUGUUUUCUUUAUUGCUUUCGGUCAAUUUCUUGGCGCAACCUUGCAUGGUCUGUUGAUUAGAGUAGAGUGGACUGAAGAGGAUGACUACUCGCUCCUCUGUUAUUAGAUGAAGGGCUUAGAUUGGGUAGUCGACGAGUUCACAUGCGUGUUAGACACGACGGGAUGGAUAGGCUUUUCUAUAACGGCUUAGAGACGCAUGAUAACAAAAGCUCUAUACAAGAAAGAUCCUGUUUAUUACUGAUA
This is a messenger RNA of Fusarium graminearum PH-1, 2703 nucleotides long. RefSeq lists its product as uncharacterized. The record is from RefSeq and is a predicted model, not a curated record. Lineage: Eukaryota; Fungi; Ascomycota; Sordariomycetes; Hypocreales; Nectriaceae. The transcript has 3 exons. Bases 142 to 2277 code for a protein of 711 amino acids.